Symbiodinium sp. CCMP2456 is the source of this 1261-nucleotide messenger RNA. Lineage: Eukaryota; Dinophyceae; Suessiales; Symbiodiniaceae. The record is from the annotation of a GenBank genome assembly.
AUGAACGUGAAACACCUUGCCGUCGCCUUGAUGUGCGCCGGCGCGAUGACAACCACCGCCCAGGCCAGCACGGUCACUUACGCGGGCACGCAGUACGACAUUGGCGGCACGUUCUUUCCAGGCGGCGGCCCCGCUGACGCCAACGCGUAUGUCGUCGCCGGCUGGCGCGGCAGCGACGUGGCGAAGACCCACGACCUGGACAGCAACAACACCUACGGCAGCGCUGGCUACGCGAUGUUCGGCACGCGUUUCGACUACCCGAACGCCAACGCCACCGGCGGCAACGCCUUCGUGAAUCCCACCGACAACAGCGUGUUCCCGAAUCUGAUCGACCUGCCGAAUUGGGUCUCCGACAGUCAGAUCCUCGCCAGCCGGAAGGCGGGCGGAUGGGGUUAUGCGCUGAUUGACGACCCACAACUCACCAACGGCCCCCGCGACUUCACUUGGGGCGCCUCGCAGACGCCGGCGUCAGUGUUCCAGCCGCCGUACGUGAAGCUAGGCAUCCUCGACGGAACAGGCACGCCGAGCGGCGCCGAUGGCGUCGGCGCUCCGGCCGAGCGCUGGAGCUUCACCCUCGGCGCCGACGCACCGGACGUGUUCCGCGUCGGUGUGAUGACGGAUGGCUUGGACUCCACCAACUGGGCGCCGAGCGAGGUUCGGAUUUCGUCGAGUCUCGGUGGCGGACAAGUGAGCACCGGCACAGUGACGAAGAACCGCUUCAUCGACAUGCACUUCUUCGACAUCGUCGGCGGGCAAUCGGGCGAGACAUUUACGUUCUACGCCUUCAACCCCGGCGGCGGCAGCGCAGGCAUUUCGGGUUUCACUUUCGAGAUUCCCGAGCCGGUCUCGGCGACGCUUGUGGGUCUCGCAACGAUUGUCGUGACGGCAAACAUGCGGAAUUUUUUAAAUCGUCGAGCGAAUCGAUCGCGGCGCUGCGGGGGCGGGUUCACGCUCGUCGAGCUGCUGGUCGUCAUCGCGAUCAUCGGCAUCCUGAUCGCCUUGCUGCUGCCGGCCGUCCAGGCGGCGCGUGAAGCGGCGCGGCGGAACGCCUGCUUGAACAACGUCAAGCAGCUGACGCUGGGCGUCCUCAACCAUGAGAGCGCUGUAACGCGACUGCCGGCCGGCUUUACGACGCUCGAUGGCUCGGGCGACAUCAAUCACACCUGGGCGACUUACACCCUCCCCUACUUGGAAGAGGCGUCGCUCUUCGGGCAGAUCGACUUUGAUAAACCGGUCUUCGAGCCGUGGGAGGACGCCGGUC